Molecule: messenger RNA, 663 nt
Organism: Salvia splendens (bonfire salvia)
Lineage: Eukaryota; Viridiplantae; Streptophyta; Magnoliopsida; Lamiales; Lamiaceae
Exons: 1
Coding region: 40-594 (184 amino acids)
Biological process (GO): response to desiccation; defense response to other organism
Source: RefSeq, a predicted model, not a curated record
GAGCACCAACCUUCAUAAAAUUCAUAACUCAACAACUCCAUGGCGAAAGACAAGAAGUUCAGCUGGGGCUCGGCCCUGGUCGGCGCUGCGGCCGCCUCCGCCGCCGCCCUGGUCAUGUCCUCGAAGCCCCGGGACCCGGCGUUCCACCUCAUCUCCAUCGACGUCACCUCCUUCAAGCUCAACUUCCCAGUCCUCGACGCCGAGGCCGUCCUGACCGUCCACGUCACCAACCCCAACGUGGCCCCCAUCCGCUACUCCGACUCCGUGAUGUCCAUCCGCUACGCCGGCGCCCUCCUCGGCUCCGCUCCCGUGGAGGCCGGCUCGCAGCCACCGCGCUCCUGCCAGCUGCUGCGGCUGCCGGCGCGGCUCAGCGGCCUCCAGCUCGCCCAACGCGCCAAGAGCUUCGCGGCGGACUUGGGGCGGCGGGAGAUGCUGCUGGAAUCCACCGUCGACAUCGCCGGCUCCGCUAAGGUGCUGUGGUGGAACCACGGCUUCAAGGUCCACGUAUACAGCCACGUCAUCGUCGAUCCGGUUUAUCUCGAUGUAAUUGGUCAGGAAAAUAAAUCCAAGCUGGAAUUGUUUGUCAAUUCAUGAAUUUUGCUAUUGGAAUUUUAAAAUUCAUCUCUAACAGAUGCCUUAACUUAUAGAGGAAAUUUGAUGCUA